Messenger RNA from Adineta steineri, 951 nucleotides. Lineage: Eukaryota; Metazoa; Rotifera; Eurotatoria; Adinetida; Adinetidae. The record is from the annotation of a GenBank genome assembly.
AUGGGAUUUUAUCGAUAUUCGGAGAUGACCCAUAUUCCUCAUGGAAUGUCAGGUACUCCAUUCCUACAAUGUACUUCUCAUAAUCAUCAUGCUCUUUACUCGAACAGUAUUGUUUUAAAAGAGGGUCCAACCAGUGCACUUCGAGGAGAAGCAUAUUUUUAUCAGCAGCUUCAAGAGAAUUCCCAGAUGGCAUCAAUUAAAAGCUAUUUCCCCGCAUUUUAUGGUAUUGAGCAGAAAGGAGAAGAUAUUAGCGCAAUGAAGUUACAAUAUGUGAAGGGUGUACCAAUGAGCUUGAUUUAUUUUCAUAGCGUAGUUUCUACCGAUUUAUUUUAUCGUAUUCUAACCUCGGCUAAUGCUCUCCAUAACGUCAAUCUACCAUUAUGUCAAAACCUUGAUUGCCACAUUCGCGCGAAUUAUAUUGACAAGAUGGUUGACCGUUACACGAACCACCCUCAGCACUAUUCAUUUGUGCCUAAGAAUGAACGUGAUAUGGUGUUUACGAAUCUUCUAACGAAAUUAGAGGAAUAUCUUAGUUCAGACCGACUUAAACGAAGCUCAUGUAUCCACGGUGAUUUCUGGUUUGCGAAUAUUCUUGCAGAGAGUGAUAAACACGUAAAAUUCAUUGAUAUGAAAGGAUCUUUGUGGAAACGUUUCACUACUUGUGGAGAUCCAAUUUACGAUUGGGCAAAGUUGUAUCAAAGCAUUGUUGGAUUUAAUAAUGGGGUAGUAUUUCAUAAAAGAGAUCACAAUAAUCUGUCUCGAGAGCAACUGACGAAUCAACUGAAAUCUUUUGUAGAGGAAAGAGGUUAUAAUUGGUCCGAUGUUCGUUUGAUCAGCGCCGUACUCAUGUUCGGUGUAUUUUGGACGGUUGGUUCCUUACUUGAUGAUAAUUUAAAAAUUGCAUUAUGGAAAACUAUUUGUUUAAAAGCUGAUAUUUCGACAAAGCUAUAG